Hyphopichia burtonii NRRL Y-1933 is the source of this 1621-nucleotide messenger RNA. RefSeq lists its product as uncharacterized. Gene Ontology annotation, cellular component: nucleolus; catalytic step 2 spliceosome; striated muscle dense body. Gene Ontology annotation, molecular function: actin filament binding. The record is from RefSeq and is a predicted model, not a curated record. NCBI's taxonomy places the organism in Eukaryota, Fungi, Ascomycota, Pichiomycetes, Serinales, Debaryomycetaceae. The coding region runs from base 371 to 1219 and encodes 282 amino acids. The transcript has a single exon.
UCCACUUUUCAUUAAUUACUCCAUAUUCCGAUAAUUAUUAUUGUCAUUAAGGGAAUAAUUCAAGAAAUCAUUAUUUGAAAUUCACCCAAUCAAAUUCAGAAUCUCCUCUUUUCAAAUCCUUAGGAGAAAAGGGCUAGUGUGCAGUUAAAGGAUUGUUGCUUUCCCCCAUUGAUGGGCUUAACUUAUUACCGUUAAUGAUACUUCAUUUCAGUUAGGCUAACGUUUUGAUUUUUACGAGAGAAAUCUUCUCCACAAUCACAUCAUCUUUUGAUAGAUUGACAUUUUUUUUGUUGCCUCAUCCCGUGCUAUUUUACUUUGGUAGUGAUCUCCCCUAUCCUAUUGUUGCAAAUAACAUUAGCCGAUUUUAAGUAUGGGUAAGCUCACUUUCAAAGGCGAUAAGAAGAAGAAAACCAAGAAGGUAGAUAAUACCACUGUGAGUAGGCAAGAUCCAAUACUUCCCGAAAAAGCUUCUGCUGCAAUUGAAGGCUGGUCUUCUGCAACCGUUUGUGGUGAUUUGAAAGGUCCUUGUAUCUUUUUACAUGGCCAGAGUCCACCGUUGGCAUUACAACAUGAUAGCAUGACUGACUCAUUUUUGGGUCUGGAUAAUACCGAUAUUUUAUCUUCUAAAGAUUGCAUUAAUUUCUUUGAGUCUGACCUUUUAGAGUAUCUGGAGAUUGAUCGGGUUGAACCCAACUCUACCAGCCAGGUAUUCAGCAUCAUUCCCAUCAAUGACUCAAAUAAAUCCUUACUAUCUGCAUCUGCAACUGAAAAGUUUGCAUUCAAACAUCGUGAUAGCUACUUAUCUUAUAAUUCAAAUGGUACUCUUGAAUUAGUACCUGCUAUUUCCAAAAAUGAGAUAUUCACUUUGGAACCACAUCAAAUACCAAAUGGUGUUUUUUGGUAUAUAAUUGCAUCCAAUGGUCACAAACUAACGUACACCAAUUCCACAUACUCUUUCCAUCAUGAAGAAGGUACUGCGUUUGUCAUCCGAGUUCAUAUAAAUAAUACUAUCAAAGGCUCUCAACUAAUCCUAGAGUCUUCUCAGCCCACAGAUUCUAAUACAGAUGUCAAGAAAGCAAUUCGAACGCUAUACAAAGAAACUAACGGGAAGAUCAUCAUCAAUAAUGACUUGGUAAACCGCUUGAAGACUGCUUCCCAGCGAAGAGAGUUGAAUGAAGCCAUCAUCAACGAGAAGUCAAAGUAUUUAUCUAAAUGGUGAACAGACCCGUACAUUCAAGUAGUCAAUUUUUUUUUUUCUAUUUUUUUUUUUUUUAUUGAAGAAUUUUCAGAUCUUUUCAAAAAGUUUACUGUAGAACGCCAUUCAAGCAACUGCUCUAUUGAACAACUUGGUAUAGACAGAAUGGUAUUUGGAGUUUACACGGGGCCACAACCCCCACCAAAACAAAUGCAUGAGAUGAAUCAAGAAGAGCAAGCCGAAGAAGGAGCACGUAAAAUGAUUGAAUUCAUGCAAUCCUGUCCUGGUAAAACGGCCAUGGCCGGGGUAUCAGGGUUCUUUCUUGGGGGGUUCUUUGGUUUAUUCAUGGCAUCUAUGGCGUACGAUGCUCCAAGUGGUACUAAUGCGGCCAGUCAUAUUAGUCAAUUACCUUUCAAGCAACAGAUG